UUGAACAAAAAAGAUUUUGGUUGCGCCGGAGACGUGUUUUUUUGCGAUAAAGCAAAAAAAGCGCCUAAAACAUGUAACGUUCUGGCGUUGCUUACCAAUGGCAACCAGCCCAUGGCAAUGGAUCGGGAAACGAUCGCCAUGGGAGCGACGUUCAUGCAUGGUGUUUUAGGCUCCGGGAUAAUCACCUCGGUCGAUGGCGUAACAUCACUUCUCAUCUCCCAAGCGACGCGGUCAGCUGGUACCACCGGUACGUGGAGCACUGCACAUCCUCGCCAUCACACACACACGCACACACACAGGCACACUAUCGAUCACACACUGCUGUACACUGAUAUCACACACACACAGCACUGGUGUAGCCCGCGGGACGAGCAGCGUGCUCUAUGA
This is a messenger RNA of Danaus chrysippus (African queen), 387 nucleotides long. The record is from the annotation of a GenBank genome assembly. NCBI's taxonomy places the organism in Eukaryota, Metazoa, Arthropoda, Insecta, Lepidoptera, Nymphalidae.